Colletotrichum aenigma is the source of this 1479-nucleotide messenger RNA. RefSeq names its product General alpha-glucoside permease. The record is from RefSeq and is a predicted model, not a curated record. The transcript has 6 exons. NCBI's taxonomy places the organism in Eukaryota, Fungi, Ascomycota, Sordariomycetes, Glomerellales, Glomerellaceae. Gene Ontology annotation, biological process: carbohydrate transport; transmembrane transport. Gene Ontology annotation, cellular component: membrane. Gene Ontology annotation, molecular function: carbohydrate:proton symporter activity. Bases 1 to 1479 code for a protein of 492 amino acids.
AUGGCCGUUGAAAAGGUUGUCCCGACUGCGAGGGAACUUGAGCAAUUCGAUCUCAAUGAUGCCCACACUGUCGAGCUUAUUAAUCGUGCCCAAGAGGGAGAUGCCGCCGAUCGCAAGCUCACCGUCCGUCAGGCUCUAGUCAAGUACAAGAAGGCAGUUUUCUGGGCCUUGUUCUUGUCUACCAGUCUUAUUAUGGAAGGAUACGACCUUGUCAUUAUCACUUCCUUCUAUGGACAGACACAAUUCAAGAAUCGCUUUGGUGUGUAUGAUGAGGGAAGCGGCGAGAAGCUCAUCCCUCCUGAGUGGCAAUCCGGACUUUCGAACUCGGCACUGGUUGGGCAGCUCGCAGGCCUGGUUACACUAAGUACAACAUACGCUUGUGAGGUCGUCCCAACCGUACUUCGGCCGUAUGUCACAGCCUACGUCUGCAUGUGUUGGGGCGCCGGUAUCUUACUAUCAGCUGGAGUUGUCCGAGCAGUCGCUAGCAUCGACGGCGAUAUGGGCUGGCGGCUCCCAUUCCUUCUUCAGUGGGUAUGGCCCGUCCCUCUUUUCAUUGGAGCUUACUUUGCACCCGAGUCUCCGUGGAACGCUGUGAGGCGUGGCAAAUUCGACACAGCUCGGAAAAGUCUUGUUCGUCUUCGAGAAGACACCACGGAACGCGAAGCUGAAGUCGAUGCUUCGCUGGCAUACAUCAGACACACGACAGCACUCGAGGAGGCCGAGACUCACGGCGCCUCGUUCAUUGAGUGUUUCAAAGGAACCAAUCUGUGGCGGACUGAGAUUAUUCUCCUGGAGAACUGCGUCGUCUGGGCUGCCCAAAUCCUAGGGGGCAAUGCUCUAGUAGCUUAUGGAGUGACCUUCCUCCAAGCCGCAGGCUUUUCGGAGAUACAGUCUCUCAACUUGAACAUCUCAUUGUCUGCAUGCUACGUUAUCGGUGGCAUUAUCUGCUGGUUUCUGUUUCCUCAUGUUGGACGUGCAACGCUCUACAUGAGUGGUUUGACAUUCCUAUUUUUCUGCAACAUUGUGAUCGGAGGACUCGGAUUCACGAAGGAUGCAAAAGCUCAGAUUGCGAUUGGCGUCAUUCUGGUUGUCUCAACUCUGGUCAAUAUGGUCACGGUCGGACCUGUCUGCUACCCUAUCGUUGCGGAAACCCCGUCCGGGAGACUCCGUUACAAAACCAUCGUGAUCGGUCGCUUCGUCUACAAUGUUACAGGCAUUGUGGAACACACCCUCACCCCUCGAAUGAUCUCGCCGAUUGGAUGGAACUGGGGAGCGAAGGCUGGUUUGUUUUACGCUGGAACUAAUCUCGUUUGCAACACGUGGUGUUAUUUCCGUCUCCCGGAAACAAAAGACCGACCGUUUGGUGAACUUGAUAUUCUCUUCGAAAACAAGAUUCCCGCAAGAAAGUUCAAGUAUACCACUGUUGACCAAUUCGCCGGAAGAAAUGAGAUCGUUGGCAAGGAGGAAGACAUGGCCUAA